Molecule: messenger RNA, 3489 nt
Organism: Psylliodes chrysocephalus
Lineage: Eukaryota; Metazoa; Arthropoda; Insecta; Coleoptera; Chrysomelidae
Source: the annotation of a GenBank genome assembly
AUGUGGCUUCUAGAUAUACCUCAAACACAUAAUGAUUGCGAAAAACUACUUUGUUUCCGGUAUUACGACGGCACGUCACUGGACUACAUAGCCCAAUCCGAUCCGUUGAUAAUCAAACAUCCCGUAGACAAAAUCAAAAAACUAAUCAAAAUCAAAAAGCAAAAAUGCAACGGUAUAGAAAACGACGCAUUUCAGGACGAGAGUGACCAAAUUCACUUGAAACCUUCAAAUUCUCUGGAAAAUUUAGAAAACUCCGAACAAAUUAUAUCCGGAGCGAAGAAAAAAUCGCCGAACGGUUUAACUAUGAGUACUUUGGGUGGUACCAAGAAGAAAGUUCGGUCGACGAAUAGUCCAAGAAGUCCUAGCAGGGAGUACUAUCAGAUUUGGGAUGCUUCGUCAUCUCCUUCACCAGAAUCAGAAGAAAAUGCCUGUGGUAUGGACUUUACCACAGAUGCUGCAGCUCCUCCUCUACCUCCAAGAACUUUGCACAAACCUUUGGAGAGAUGUCAUGCCUUAGGAACUCCUUUUACACCUCCCGUAGUUUUAAGACAAAAUAAACCUAGAAAAAUUCAAAAAUUGGAAGAUACUUUCAAUUUUGAACUAAUUGAUACCGAUGAAGAUUACAAAUCUUUUGGUACCACUUCGACCUCUUCAGCUUCAGACGUCGACAUAACCACAAACACCAAUAACAAAAUAAAGGCCGCUUUAAUAGAAAAUGGCAAAAAACUUAUUGGCUGUGAUAAUUAUAUAAGCACGGUCCUUAGCAAAAGCAAAGAUUUAGAAUCUAGUCCACAAAAUACUCAUUUAGGUAUAGAAAAAAAGGAUAGUCAGAGUUCAGUAUCAACUCAAAGUUCCUGUUCGGGUUCAGGUUCGGGCUCAUGCUCAACUGACAUGGUAGAUGGUGACACUAAUAUCGACCUGUCCAGCAAACCGCACAGACCAUUGACCAGGGUAACGCAAGAAUUAGAAUCGAGUCAAGAAGAACCGUGUCAUACGCCUUUGCACCGACCCAGAGCUGAGUGCAGGGAAUUCAUGAUGAGACCGCAAUCUAAGGCUUUACAAAGGGUGGCGAAUUCGACAACAGUUCCAUCAGAUGCUCCGGUUUGUCCUCCAACGCCGACGCACCAUUCGAGGAAACUUAGAACGUCGGAUCUACGGCCUCCUAACCUCAAAUCAAACGAACCGCCUGACGUUCGAGUUAACGGCGAUGUACCGGCUGGUGUUACUCCUCCGAGGGACAGGAGCGAGGAAGAGCCUGAUUUGGAGACUCUUAUGAUAAGGCUGAAACCGAUUGAUAGAGAUGGAGCAAGGCCAUGGAGACCAGAAACGAAUGGUGAGGCCAGCGGUGGUAUGCCAUUACCAUUACAAAGGCUUAGUACUACUAGAUUACCAUCCAUUCCAGAAAGAACUCAUAGGGCUUUGAUUUUAACUAACGUAGAAGGUAGAGAAGAGGACCCUUUGCCACCAUCUUGGGAAGCAAGAAUGGAUAGCCACGGGCGUGUGUUCUACAUAGAUCACGCUACUCGUACAACUUCCUGGACCAGACCUGGAGGAAGUACCAGCUCCGUUCCAACAGCUGGUGCCGACCAGCACAGAAGGCAACUCGAUAGGCGAUAUCAAAGUAUAAGAAGGACCAUCAGUUCGAACAGAUUGGAAGUCGUGGACGUAUCUUCUGCAUCUCCUGGCUGUAGAUUAUUGACGAGGCCGGAUUUUUUUACCGCUUUACACAUGAAUCAGGAGGCUUUAGCUUUGUAUAACAGAAACCCAACUUUGAGGCACAUGAUAGUAAAAAUCCGGAGGGAUCCAAACACUUUUGAAAAAUACCAGCACAACAAGGAGUUGGUCAGUCUAGUCAAUUUAUUUGCUGACGCAACUCAGGAAUUGCCCAACGGUUGGGACACCAGAAAAGAUAGAACUUCAAAGGCUCCAACGCCACCUCCUCGUCCAACCUCAUCCACCGCCAAUACUUUACCGCCGUGUAACAUCCCCGAAGUACCUGUGGCUUACAACGAUAAAGUGGUGGCUUUCCUCAGACAACCGAAUAUCUUUGAUAUCUUAAGGGAACGACAUCCUCCUGUGGGGAAUUCUUCUUCUCUCAGAGACAAGGUUAACGCCGUGAGGGUAGAUGGUACUAGCGCACUGGACCGAUUUAGCCAUGACGUUCAUUUAACGAUUUUGCUGAGCCUCUUCGAGCAGGAGAUAAUGUCGUAUGUCCCCGCCAUGACAGUAGACAAUAGAACAAAUUCAAGUGCCAGGAGUCCAAGAGGUUCGCCUCAACCUUCCCCCAUAGCUUCUCCCGGUUUGAGUAGGCACAGGGUGGCCGCCCCUCACAAGAGGGAUUUUGAGGCGAAACUUAGGAAUUUUUACAGAAAAUUGGAGAGCAAGGGGUACGGACAGGGGCCAGGAAAGUUCAAGCUACACAUACGAAGGGAUCAUCUUUUAGAAGACGCCUUCCGAAGAAUAAUGUCCGCCAACAAGAAGGAGCUCCAAAAAGGAAAACUGUGCGUGGUUUGGGACAAUGAAGAAGGCCUCGACUACGGUGGACCCUCCAGGGAGUUUUUCUUCCUUCUAUCUAGAGAGCUUUUUAAUCCAUAUUACGGUUUAUUCGAGUACUCUGCCAAUGACACUUAUACUGUACAGAUUUCGCCUAUGUCCGCUUUCGUUGAUAAUUACCACGAUUGGUUUAGAUUUAGUGGCCGAGUUUUGGGCCUAGCACUAGUCCACCAAUACCUCCUAGACGCUUUUUUCACUCGUCCGUUUUAUAAAGCCUUACUUCGACUGCCCGUAGCCUUAUCGGAUCUCGAAAGCCUAGACUUCGAGUUCCACCAAAGCCUUCAAUGGAUAAAGGAACACGACGUGUCGCUCCAGGGUGAGCUGGAACUAACUUUCGCCGUGACCGAAGAGGUUUUCGGCCAGGUGUUGGAGAGAGAGUUGAAACCAGGCGGUAGGAAUGUACCUGUGACGGAGAAAAAUAAAAAAGAAUACCUAGAAAGGAUAGUACGGUGGCGUUUAGAACGCGGGGUGUCUGAACAAACAGAAUCCCUAGUGAGAGGCUUCUAUGAAGUCGUAGAUCCGAGACUAGUCAGCGUCUUCGACGCCAGAGAACUCGAAUUAGUGAUAGCCGGUACGGCAGAGAUCGACCUUAUCGACUGGAGGCACAACACUGAGUACCGAGGAGGAUACCACGACCAGCAUCCUGUGGUUAUGUGGUUUUGGCAGGCCAUCGAAAGGUUUACCAAUGAACAAAGACUCCGCCUCCUCCAGUUUGUAACCGGAACUUCGAGCAUCCCGUUUGAAGGUUUCUCCGCCCUGCGAGGUUCGAUAGGGCCCCGAAAAUUCUGCAUCGAGAAAUGGGGCAAGCCAAACAGUCUUCCAAGAGCGCACACCUGCUUCAACAGAUUAGAUCUGCCUCCGUACCCGACUUCGGAAGUGUUGUACGAAAAGUUGCUUCUCGCCGUCGAAGAGACGAACACUUUCGGCAUCGAGUGA